GUCUGUAUUCUGUGUUUCCUAGCUACAUAACCUAAAACUUCCCAUUUCCACAAACGAACUGGGAAAAUUGAUGAAAACUGUGAGAUAAAUUGUAUUCUCAUUCUUACUUCAUGAACUAUUUUCGGAUUUGAUUGUGAAAGAAAAGCCAAUUUUUUCCAAUCACAAUGACUACCUCAAGUGAAGAUGUUCUUCUACAAAUUCCACAAGUUCGUUUCAAAAAAGGAGACGGAACCCUUUUUCUAAUGGACCAACGUUUGAUUUGGAUGGUUGAAAAUAGAGAUACUGUAGCAGUCUCACAUCUUUAUGAAGAUAUAAAAUCUCAGAAAAUUUCCCCUGAAGGUAAAGCGAAAAUUCAGCUUCAGGUUGUUUUACACAAUGGUGUUUCUUCAACUUUCCAUUUUACAAAUUCAAAGGGAUUACCAGCUCAAGUCGCAGAUAGGGAUAAGGUCAAGGAAAUGCUUCAAAGCCUGUUACCGAAGUUUAAAAAAAAAAUGGACAGGGAACUUGAAGAGAAAAAUAGAUUGUUGAUGUCGAAUCCUGCCCUACUACAAUUAUAUAAGGAUUUAGUUAUGCCUGAAGUUAUAACUUCUGAAGAGUUUUGGAGUCAACAUGCUGUCAAAUAUACUCAAAAUCAGAAACAGCAGCCACAAGAAAUUGGUGUUUCUGGAGCCUUUUUAGCAGACAUUAAACCACAAACUGAUGGCUGUAAUGGGCUUAAAUAUAAUAUAACUCCUGAUAUUAUAGAAUGUAUCUUCAAGACAUAUCCAGCAGUAAAGAAGAAGUUUAUUGAUAAUGUUCCUUCAAAAAUGUCAGAAUCUCAAUUUUGGACAAAAUUCUUCCAGUCUCACUACUUUCAUAGGGAUAGAAAAUAUGCAGAAAGCAAGGACAUAUUUACAGAAUGUGGAAAAAUAGAUGAUCAAGAAAUGAAAAGAGAUAUUCAGAGAGGGGUCGAUGACCCAUUAGUUAAUAUCACAGAAUUUGAGGAUAAAACUUUAGAUGAAGCUUAUGGAACCUCUACUGAAAGAAGUACAGUAAAUAGUGGAACAGUUAGUCAAGCUAUGAUUAAACGCUUCAAUCAACAUUCAAUUAUGGUAUUGAAAGCAAAUAAAAAUAAAGCAAGUGAAGUUAAUUCACAAAGUGGUACCGAAAAUAACUCAAAACCAACUAAUGGUAUGGCAGUAAGCAAUAAAGAUAAAACUAUACUAAGUGAAAGUAUUGAGCCAGCAAAAAAGAAACAAAAAAUACUGGAGAAAAUUACUUAUGAAGAUUUAGAUUCAGAGGAUAAAAACAAAAAUAAUUCAAGCAUACAAUUGAAUCUUUCCAAGGUUGAAAGGUAUCUUCAUGGUCCAAUGCCUGAUACAAUAAUAGAACAUAUAAAUCCAAAUGAGGGCUCUUCCAUAUUGAGGUCAGUUUUUCAGGAAGCUAAACAGUGGAAUGUAAGUCAGACUAGACAUUCGUCGAACAGUCUAGUCAGUCCUGCUGCAGCUGUUGGGGCUUUGGGAGAACUUUCACCUGGUGGUGCCCUCAUGAGGGGUUUCCAAGAACAAUCUUUAGCACAAUUGGUACCACCAAACAUUGAAACUGAGCUGAGGAAUCUAUAUUUGGCUCUUUGUGAAUUAUUGAAUCACUUCUGGAAAUGCUUUCCAGCGACUCAACCUAAUCAGGAAGAGAAAGUUAUGAAAAUGCAUGAAGCAUUACACAGAUACCAUACUGCCAAAUUGAAGCCAUUUGAGGAUAAAUUGAUCAGGGAGCUUUCACCUCUUUCACAUCACCUAACCAAACAUUUGAAUCAGCUACUGAAUGCAGCUUACCAGAAAUAUAGUAAUUGGCAAAAAUUAAAACAUCGAUGAGCUUACUUGAAAGCCACCCAACAUGAAACAUGAAAGUAAAUGACAAUGGAAACAGAGGGCAAUAUUCAGGAUUAAUAUCCUGUUGAUAAGUGUGUUGAUCUGUUGAUUCAUUCAAUUUGUAUAUUUAUUUGAAAGUUGUCUUAUUAUUAUUCAUAUUGAAUGAAAACUGAAAUGAAUUUUUCAAUAUUUGUUAUGAGAAAUGAAAUAAAUCGGUAAUCUUUUUAUA
Molecule: messenger RNA, 2076 nt
Organism: Coccinella septempunctata (seven-spotted ladybird)
Lineage: Eukaryota; Metazoa; Arthropoda; Insecta; Coleoptera; Coccinellidae
Gene: Tfb1
Product: general transcription factor IIH subunit 1
Exons: 9
Coding region: 165-1850 (561 amino acids)
Biological process (GO): transcription by RNA polymerase II; transcription by RNA polymerase I; nucleotide-excision repair
Cellular component (GO): transcription factor TFIIH core complex; transcription factor TFIIH holo complex
Source: RefSeq, a predicted model, not a curated record